AUGGAGAGUUAUCUGGGAGUCACAGGACCUGCAGCUGCACCAGCAGCCCCCCGUGUCACCAGCAGUGUGACCAAUCCUCCACAGCAGCGCGACGUGCGGCCGCUGGUGGCAGCCAGCGAGGCCAUGCCAGCUUAUACAACUGAAAACCCAUCUGUGAGAAAAGGCAGCCCCGCACCCUCGCCCCACAGCACGCGGCCCCGCACCCUCGCCCCACAGCACGCGGCCCCUCGCCCCAGUAUGCAGCCCCACGCCCUCGCCCCACAGCGCAGCCUGUGCCCUCACCCCACAGCGCGCAGCCCCGCGCCCUCGCCCCAGUAUGCAGCCCCACGCCCUCGCCCCACAGCGCAGCCUGUGCCCUCACCCCACAGCGCGCAGCCCCGCGCCCUCGCCCCAGUAUGCAGCCCCACGCCCUCGCCCCACAGCACAGCCCCGCACCCUCGCCCCACAGCGCGCAGCCCUGCACCCUCGCCCCACAGCGCAGCCUGCGCCCUCGCCCCACAGCACGCGGCCCCGCGCCCUCGCCCCACAGCGCAGCCCCGCACCCUCGCCCCACAGCGCAGCCCCGCGCCCUCGCCCCACAGCGCAGCCCCGCACCCUCGCCCCACAGCGCAGCCCCGCACCCUCGCCCCACAGCGCGCAGCCCUGCGCCCUCGCCCCACAGCGCAGCCCCGCACCCUCGCCCCACAGCACGCGGCCCCGCGCCCUCGCCCCACAGCGCAGCCCCGCACCCUCGCCCCACAGCACAGCCCCGCGCCCUCGCCCCACAGCGCGCAGCCCUGCACCCUCGCCCCACAGCGCGCAGCCCUGCACCCUCGCCCCACAGCGCAGCCUGUGCCCUCGCCCCACAGCGCAGCCCCGCGCCCUCGCCCCACAGCACGCGGCCCCGCGCCCUCGCCCCACAGCGCAGCCCCGCGCCCUCGCCCCACAGCGCAGCCCCGCACCCUCGCCCCACAGCGCAGCCCCGCGCCCUCGCCCCACAGCGCGCAGCCCCGCACCUUCGCCCCACAGCGCAGCCCUGCGCCCUCGCCCCACAGCGCAGCCCUCCAGCUCUCAGCGAGCCGAAUAGAGGAGGGCUGCCUCCUCCGCCGGGCGAAGCAGCAGGGCAGCCGGAGGCUCCCGCACGGCACCGGCAUCCCGAGCCCCUUGCGGCUACGCUCCGCAGGAGGCUCCAGCCGCUGCCACCAGCCGCCCGUCCGCAGGCUGGCACGCAAGCAGCCCGGAGCCCGGCUCUCGCCACAGCCUCCGCGGCAGGAUCGCGGCCGCAGCUGCUCCUGCAGCCGCACGGGAGGCCAGGCUGCGGCUCCCGCUGCGCCCGGGGCCUCCGGGCACGCAAGCAGCCCGGCAGCAGCCGAGCCCCAGCAGCGGCGGCCGAGCCCCAGCAGCGGGCCUGUGGAGCCAGCGGCCCAUUCCCAGCCUCCCUCCACAGAGCCUCCCUCCAUCCUGCCUCCAGCCCUCCGCCGGGGGCAGGGAAUGCAAAUCCUGGGCUCGUUUACCCUACAGACCUCAUCGAUCAAGCCUAAAAUCCACCUCAACGGCCUGCAAAAGUCACGGGGAGAGGGAGAAUUCCGCCAGGCAACCAGCAAAGCAGGGCGGACGCAGGGCUGCGGGGCGCCCGCUGUGAUGAUGCAGCGCGGACGAGACGCGGCUCCGACGUGCCUGUGA
Molecule: messenger RNA, 1662 nt
Organism: Dryobates pubescens (Downy woodpecker)
Lineage: Eukaryota; Metazoa; Chordata; Aves; Piciformes; Picidae
Exons: 4
Coding region: 1-1662 (553 amino acids)
Source: RefSeq, a predicted model, not a curated record